AUGUAUGAAGGUUUGGAACCUGAUUUUGAGGAUAUGAAUGACUGUUUGGAACGUGAUUUCGAUGAAAUGUAUGAUGAUUUUGAUGCAAUGAAUGACGCUAUGAACAAGGGAGGUGAAGAUGUUAUGGUUGAUUUGACUGAUGUAUUUAGCAUCGGCAUGAUGUUUGAUACGCGAGAUGAUUUAUUAAAAUGGGCUAGAAAUGUUGGAAGGGAAAAUGGAGUUGUCGUUGUUAUUUUUAGAUCUGAAAAUGCGACAGCACGACCAAGAACAAAGACAAAAUUAAUUCUUGGUUGUGAAAGAAGCGGUAAAUAUAGACCUUGGAAGAAUCCUAAACCGACGAGGAGUACUUGGAGUAGAGAAUGUGAAUGUCCUUUUAGAUUGAUAGGUACACCAUCAAAUGUUGGUGAUGGAUGGUAUCUGCAUGUAAUAUGCGGUGUCCAUAACCAUGAAUUGGCCAAAAAACUGACUGGUCAUGCUUUCAUAGGCCGAUUGUCUCAAGAAGAGAAAGUUGUACUUGGCGAUAUGACGAAAAAUAUGAUCAAACCAAGAAACAUAUUGAUGACAAUAAAGGAUCAUAAUGUUACAAGUUUGACAACAAUAAAACAAGUUUACAAUGCACGUCAAGCAUAUCAUUCAUCACUUAGAGGUAAUAGAACAAAAAUGCAACAUCUUUUGACAUUGAUGGAACGCGACAAAUAUGUCUAUCGAUAUAGGAAGGUAGAGGGUUCAAAUGAGUUGAGGGAUAUCUUUUGGACUCAUCCAGACGCUAUCAGUCUUUCUGAGCGUGUUGAUAAUUUUACAUGGGCACCACAAAUGUUGAAAGAACAGAUUACAGGUGGUGAAGUUGAAGUAAUUGUUACUGAUAGAGAUCUUGCUUUGAUGAACGCAAUUGAAUGUGUUUUUCCAAAGGCGGUCAAUUUAUUAUGCUUGUUUCAUGUAUGCAAAAAUGUGAAAGCGAAGUGCAAGAUGACUGUUUUUCCAAAAAAGAAGCAGGUGCAAAUAAUGGAGGCAUGGGAGGCUCUUGUUUACAGUUAUGAUGAGACUCAAUACUACAUGAAUUUGGCUAACUUUGAAGGAAUUUGUAGUAGCUCUUCUAUCUUUAAUGAUUAUGUACAUGACCAGUGGUUAAUUCCUCACAAGGAAAGAUUUGUUGAGGCGUGGACAAAUAGAGUUAUGCAUUUUGGGAACACUACAACACAAAGGGUUGAGUCGGCGCACUGGAGUUUGAAACAGAUAUUACAAGAUAGCAUUGGUGAUAUAUGCAGUGUUUGGGAAACCAUCAAUAGCAUGAUUGCAUUACAACACAGUGAGAUAAUAUCAUUAUUUGAAAAGAGCAUAAUUCAGAAGGUCUAUCAACAUAGUAACAGAUUGUAUGCCAAUUUGAGUGGUGUUGUGUCAAAAAAUGCAAUAGAUCACAUUACGGCAGAGUUUGAUCGCAGGAAGUAUGUAGGUAUAGAUAAGUCUGAAUGUCGCUGCACAAUUAGGAGAACACAUGGUCUACCUUAG
Messenger RNA from Cicer arietinum (chickpea), 1506 nucleotides. RefSeq names its product PKS-NRPS hybrid synthetase cheA-like. The record is from RefSeq and is a predicted model, not a curated record. Gene Ontology annotation, biological process: cellular response to iron ion starvation; positive regulation of transcription by RNA polymerase II. Lineage: Eukaryota; Viridiplantae; Streptophyta; Magnoliopsida; Fabales; Fabaceae. Gene Ontology annotation, molecular function: DNA-binding transcription factor activity, RNA polymerase II-specific.